This is a messenger RNA of Arvicola amphibius (Eurasian water vole), 3741 nucleotides long. It is a transcript of the gene Rufy3, whose product is annotated as RUN and FYVE domain containing 3. Gene Ontology annotation, cellular component: cytoplasm. The transcript has 13 exons. The record is from RefSeq and is a predicted model, not a curated record. Bases 105 to 1658 code for a protein of 517 amino acids. Lineage: Eukaryota; Metazoa; Chordata; Mammalia; Rodentia; Cricetidae. Gene Ontology annotation, molecular function: metal ion binding. Gene Ontology annotation, biological process: regulation of axonogenesis.
GGCGAACGGCGGCGGCGGCGCGGGCACGACGGAGCGCGGGAUCCUCGUCGUGAGCCUCGGGCUCGGGCCUGGCUAGGCGGCGACACCGCGAAGCCACCGGCGAGAUGGCUGAGUCCCCGCCGCCCGGCGCGGCCGCUCAAAGUUGCGGCGAGGACCCGGAGAGGGGCGGGGAGCGGCUAUCGGAGGAGCCCGAGGAACCGCGCGGUGCUGCCGCCCGCGGCACUGACCGGGAGGACGAGGCGGGGCCCUCAGAGCCGGACUCGCCGGUGGCCGCCCCCUUCUUCCUGCUGUACCCGGGCGAUGGAGGCGCGGGCUUCGCAGCGCGGCCCCCGCCACAGCGCGCCUGGAGGACCCCGCCGUCGCCCGGCUCCCCGCUGCCCUUCCUGCUUCUGAGCUACCCGAGCGGCGGCAGCGGCGGCAAGCACCAUCCUAAUUAUCUCAUGGCUAACGAACGCAUGAACCUGAUGAACAUGGCAAAGCUGAGUAUCAAGGGCCUGAUUGAAUCCGCUCUGAACCUGGGGCGAACCCUGGACUCGGACUAUGCCCCCCUCCAGCAGUUCUUCGUGGUGAUGGAGCACUGCUUGAAGCACGGCUUGAAAGCCAAGAAAACUUUUCUUGGACAAAACAAAUCCUUCUGGGGGCCUCUAGAGCUAGUAGAAAAGCUCGUUCCAGAAGCUGCAGAGAUAACAGCAAGUGUUAAAGAUCUCCCAGGACUUAAGACACCAGUUGGCAGAGGAAGAGCCUGGCUUCGUUUGGCGUUAAUGCAGAAGAAGCUGUCUGAGUACAUGAAGGCCUUGAUCAAUAAGAAGGAACUUCUCAGUGAGUUCUAUGAAGCCAAUGCCCUCAUGAUGGAAGAGGAAGGAGCUAUUAUUGCUGGUCUCCUGGUGGGUCUGAAUGUCAUUGAUGCCAAUUUCUGCAUGAAAGGAGAGGACCUGGACUCUCAGGUUGGAGUUAUUGAUUUUUCGAUGUAUCUCAAAGAUGGAAACAGCAGUAAAGGUAGCGAGGGGGAUGGUCAGAUUACUGCAAUUCUAGACCAGAAGAACUACGUGGAAGAACUCAACAGACAUCUGAAUGCUACUGUAAACAACCUUCAGGCAAAAGUAGAUGCUUUAGAAAAAUCCAACACUAAAUUGACAGAGGAGCUUGCCGUUGCCAACAACAGAAUUAUUACCUUACAAGAAGAAAUGGAACGAGUUAAAGAAGAAAGCUCCUAUCUACUGGAAUCCAGUCGGAAGGGUCCUAAACAAGACAGAACUGCAGAAGGGCAAGCACUGAGUGAAGCAAGAAAGCAUUUAAAGGAGGAGACACAGUUACGAUUGGACGUGGAGAAGGAACUGGAGCUGCAGAUCAGCAUGAGACAGGAGAUGGAACUGGCGAUGAAGAUGCUGGAGAAGGAUGUCUGUGAGAAGCAGGAUGCCCUGGUGUCCCUGCGGCAGCAACUGGAUGAUCUCCGGGCUCUCAAGCAUGAGCUUGCCUUCAAGCUGCAGAGUUCAGACCUAGGAGUGAAACAGAAGAGUGAGCUAAACAGCCGCUUGGAGGAGAAGACCAAUCAGAUGGCCGCCACCAUUAAACAACUGGAGCAAAGUGAAAAAGAUUUGGUGAAACAGGCAAAGACCUUAAAUAGUGCCGCAAAUAAACUGAUCCCAAAACAUCACUAGACACUUCAUAGAUGGUCGCCUCUCAAGUCUGAUGUUACAAAAUAACUAACUAUAAGAGGAAGAAGUCGGAAAUUCCUACAUUUAAGUUCUGAUUCUAUAUAAAAAAAAAAGUCACCAAAAGUUGACCUUGAAUUUGUUGGACUUAAAAAAAAUUAGUUCGAUACAUAAGUUGGGUUUUAUUGUUGUUGUUGCUGCUAUUAUUUUCUCCCCCAGAGUUAGAAAUUUUGGUAUGGGUUCCUCAUUAAAUACCAAAUAAACUUUGAGAAAUAUUUCUGAGUUGAACAAUAAAUCAAAAGACCCAUUUUCAGGAAGCCUGGGGAACAGAAGCAUUGUACAUGUUUCCUUGAUAGUGAUCAGACUCUGUAGGUGGCCCAUGUCCACAUCAGUGAGCCUGUUCUCUGCCGUGUAAUGCGGGCAGGUGUCACCUGGGGACCUUGGGCCUAAAGUAGCUCUGUCUCUUAGACUGUAACUCCUCUUCUCUUGCCUUGUGUAGGUUUAAUCCCCAGCCCAAGAAAAGUACUUAGGAUUUCAUUACACUUCUAUUCUCAGUAACCAAGACUGCUUGCAGUUUCUUCUUCCCUUAGUGAUUUUGGACAAAAAACAGCAUCCUUGCAUUUCUUUAAAGUACUUAGAAGCAAAGUAGUAAUUAGGUAGCUCUAAACGUCAUAGUGCGGAAGCUGGGAAACCCCUCUUGACACGCGUCACCUCUACCUCUGCCCUUCUCUGUCAUCCUCCGUACUACUUAGGUAGCUCAGAGAGAACACUUUAAUACAAAUACGAUUUUCAAAUCUACCCUGCUUUUUUUCUCCUGGGAUAGAGAGGCCACAGUGCGGUCACGACUUCCGACCUGCUGUCCUUGCCUGGAACACUGGCCCAAGAGCUUCUAUCACCUUUUUUGUGAUAGAUAUUUGCUAAAGGUUCUAGUUACUAAAAACAAAUAACUUUAGAUGAGAAAUAAAUAAUGCACUGGCAUUGGUUAGUAUCAAAGCAAAGAUCCUCAGUAGAUAGCCACAGCAAUACUAGCAGGGCUUUUUUUUUUUUUUUUUAAGUGACUGCAGAGCUAACCCUUUCUAGGCUCUACAUUGUAAAUAAUUCUAUAAAUACUUUGAUUUAGAAAAAAACUAUUUUUGAUUUGGGGAGGCAGGCUUUUAUAUACAUGAGCCUUUACUCCAUCCAGUGGGUUUGGCACAGUGCCUGGGGUUUUGUUCCAUGUUUUCUGUCCCUCCUUUUGGCAUGCUAUGUAGCAUUGCCCCUGCUAAGAGAGAAGCAAAGAUAAUUCCUUUGCUUCAAUUUUUUUUUUACCUUCUUGGCAAACCAUAAUUAAGAGUGUAACCGAGUGUGUGUGCUUUUAUAGGUCCUCAAAGGGCCGGUGUUAGAGCCAACUUAAUGGAGGAUCCUUAAACUCAUUUUAAUUCUUCUAAUUUUGCACCUAUAUAAAAAGCCUCCUAUUGCGAUCUGCUGCUCAUCAGCCUUUUAUGGUGAUGAGUUGCUUUUUACAUACACAUUGAAAGAGAAUAAUCAAACCAAUAAAAGACUACAUAUAGCAUGCCUAUAAAUUCUAUUACAGAAAGCCUCAAAUAUUCCACCGUAUAAAAAUGAUCCUUUAUAGGUGCAAAGUUAUAAGACAUUUAGAAGAAAGCAUCCAUAAGAAGCUUCCAGAGAGUAUGGUCAGGAGUCUUAGGAACCCCAAUGCUGAGUGUUUUACUGCAUGGUCACAAACCCUGUGAUAGAAGUGGAAAGGGCAGACACAGCCAGACUUUCAGAGAGGCUUGUCCUUGUGGAAUCGUGAGAAGCUUGGGUAAGGGUUGCUAGAGAUUGCCCUCCAGCUUCGUGUGGUCAGGGAAGGGUCAGGAAAUUGUGAUAACCCCACAUGAGAAGGCAGCUACGCCUGCACCUUCAGCUGUAUGUGGAAGGCAGAAGGAUAACGUCCCAGCCUGUUAGGAAAGAAAGACAGUGGCUUCGACAUAAUUGACUGUGUACUUGAGGGUGGCUCUGGAUAUGGAUUUCCAAAAAGCGAUGUCUUCUUGUUGAUCACCUAAUGGCUGUAAACUGUAGUACUAGAAUAAAAAAAAAUAGAAAAUCA